AUGGCUGGAAUUUGUUGUAGUGUUGUUGGAGAUAGUGAACCGGCGUCUGCACGGGUUGAUUCAGUUACUCGAACCUCUCUUAAACCCUCUCUUAAACGGAGGUUAGAUCUCCUUCCCUCCAUCAAGAUCGUUGCUAAAUCCGCUGUCGCUCCUCCUAAACGGCAGAAGCGUGAGAAAACGUCACCGGGAUCAACGGUCACGAAUUCAAAUUCGGCAGAGAGCAGAUACUUCUCCUCAGAUGAUGCACCUAAGAUCGGUACGACGUCGGUUUGCGGAAGGAGAAGAGACAUGGAAGACGCAGUCUCCCUCCAUCCUUCACUCCUCCUCCACAAAAAGUCCGAGAAUCUCCACUUCUACGGUGUGUUCGACGGCCACGGCUGCUCUCACGUCGCGGAGAAGUGCAGAGAGAGGUUACAUGAGAUAGUGAAGCAAGAAGCUAUGACCAACGGAGAUGACUGGAAGGAGACGAUGGUGAAGAGCUUCAAGAAGAUGGAUAGUGAAGUUAGCCGGCGAGACUCUAACGGCGCGAAUCGGAGCUCUUCUUGUAGAUGCGAAUUGCAGUCUCCUCAGUGCGACGCCGUUGGAUCCACCGCCGUUGUGUCCGUUAUCACGCCGGAGAAGAUCGUCGUCUCUAAUUGCGGCGAUUCUCGCGCCGUGCUUUGCCGUAACGGUGUCGCCAUCCCUCUCUCUUCAGAUCAUAAGCCGGAUCGACCCGAUGAAUUGAAUCGGAUCCAAGAAGCGGGCGGGCGGGUUAUUUACUGGGACGGAGCUAGGGUUCUUGGUGUUCUCGCCAUGUCUAGAGCUAUUGGUGAUAAUUACCUUAAACCGUAUGUGAUUCCGGAUCCGGAGGUGACUGUAACGGAUCGAACCGACGACGAUGAGUGUUUGAUUCUGGCGAGUGAUGGACUUUGGGACGUUGUAACGAACGAGACGGCGUGUGGUGUGGCUCGUAUGUGUCUUAAAGGUGCUGCGGCGGCUGCGGAAGGAGGAGGAGACUGUGAUACGGCGCACAACGCGUGCUCCGAUGCGGCGUUGCUCUUGACGAAGCUGGCUCUGGCGAGACAGAGCUCUGAUAACGUGAGCGUUGUCGUGGUUGACUUGAGGAAAAGAAGUAAUUAUUGA
Eruca vesicaria subsp. sativa (arugula) is the source of this 1122-nucleotide messenger RNA. The record is from the annotation of a GenBank genome assembly. NCBI's taxonomy places the organism in Eukaryota, Viridiplantae, Streptophyta, Magnoliopsida, Brassicales, Brassicaceae.